This is a messenger RNA of Arabidopsis arenosa, 810 nucleotides long. The record is from the annotation of a GenBank genome assembly. NCBI's taxonomy places the organism in Eukaryota, Viridiplantae, Streptophyta, Magnoliopsida, Brassicales, Brassicaceae.
AGUUUAUCAUCUCUCCAUUAAAACCUAAACGAAAACCUCUCCUCUCUUCGAAGAAUUUCUUCAACUAAUAUAUAUAACCAUGAAAAGUCUCUCAUUUCUUGCAGUUCUAUCUCUCUUGGCUAUUACACUUUCAUUAACCAAGGCUUCGGACCCUAGCCCUCUUCAGGACUUCUGCGUCGCGGUCGACACCCCAGCUUAUGGUGUAUUUGUGAACGGAAAGUUCUGCAAGGACCCGAAGCUGGUCACAGUAGAUGACUUCUUUAUCUCAGGGAUUAACAAACCAAGAACACCUAAUCCAACAACUGGGUCUAUUGUGACACCCGUCAAUGUUAACCAGAUUCCAGGGUUAAACACCCUUGGAAUCUCCAUUGUCCGUAUUGAUUAUGCAAUAAACGGACAGAACCCACCUCACACCCAUCCACGUGCCUCCGAGAUCUUGUAUGUUGCGGAUGGAACACUUUUAGUUGGUUUUGUCACGUCAAACACAGACAAUCGCCUCUUUACUAAAGUACUCUACGAGGGUGAUGUAUUUGUGUUUCCAGAGGGACUCAUUCAUUUCCAAGCCAACGUUGGGAAAUAUCCCGCGGUUGCAUUCGCUGGUCUGAGCAGCCAAAACCCAGGGGUCAUCACUAUUGCCGACACCGUGUUUGGGUCUAACCCACCAAUAGACCCGAAUGUUCUUGCAACGGCGUUCCAGUUGGAUGCUAGGACUGUCAUGGAUCUACAGACCAAGUUCAAAAAAUAAUAAUAUUGUGCAUUGAAUUGCUUUCAUUUUAUGUACCUUCAGCUAAAUAAGGAUCUUGUAUUAUC